CUCCUCCUGUGGUGUUUCAAAACCAUGCUGAGAGUCUUCGCUGCUGCUGAUGGGCUGUCUCUGAGGUUACCGCAGAACACUCAAAGUCCUCUAGCCCCUGGCCUACAAACAGGCACACAGAAGAGCUUCUUAUUCAUCUAUGCCUGAGACUGUCUUCUCCAGAAUCCUGGUCAGCUUUGCUAAUCCACUGAGUAGGAAUAAUCCCCCAAACACCAGAGUCAAGGAUACAGGCAGCAGCGUGCUCCUCCUGUUGUGUGGACAUCCUGCACCGGAAGCUGAUAACUGAGCGCCGAAUUUUUAUUUUGUAGAACGAAGAACUCUUAUCCCAGCACAUGAUUUGGGAGUUACAUUUUGUGACAUGGAUGAAUCUGGAUUGACGGUUAGUACAAUAGAUGUUUCUUAUCUGCCGAAUUCAUCAGAAUACAGUCUUGGUCGAUGUAAACACACAAAUGAGGAAUGGGUGGAGUGUGGCUUUAGACCUACCUUCUUCCGAUCCGCAACCCUAAAAUGGAAAGAAAGCCUUAUGAGCCGGAAGAGACCGUUUGUCGGAAGGUGUUGUUACUCUUGCACUCCCCAGAGCUGGGAAAAAUUUUUCAACCCCAGUAUCCCAUCUUUGGGUUUGCGGAAUGUUAUUUAUAUCAAUGAAACUCACACAAGGCACCGAGGCUGGCUUGCAAGGCGUCUUUCUUAUGUCCUUUUUAUUCAAGAGCGGGAUGUCCAUAAGGGCAUGUUUGCCACCAACGUGACAGAAAAUGUGCUGAACAGCAGCAGAGUACAAGAGGCAAUUGCUGAAGUGGCUGCUGAAUUGAAUCCGGACGGUUCUGCCCAGCAGCAAUCCAAAGCUGUCCAAAAAGUGAAAAAGAAAGCUAAAAAGAUCCUUCAAGAAAUGGUUGCUACUGUCUCACCUGGGAUGAUCAGACUGACUGGGUGGGUGCUGCUAAAACUGUUCAACAGCUUCUUCUGGAACAUUCAGAUUCACAAGGGUCAACUUGAGAUGGUUAAAGCUGCAACUGAGACAAAUUUGCCACUUAUAUUUCUACCAGUGCACAGAUCUCACAUUGACUACCUGCUGCUCACGUUCAUUCUCUUCUGCCAUAACAUCAAAGCCCCAUACAUUGCCUCGGGCAAUAACCUGAACAUCCCAAUCUUCAGUACCUUGAUCCACAAGCUUGGGGGCUUUUUCAUACGACGGAGGCUCGACGAAACACCAGAUGGGCGGAAAGACAUUCUCUAUAGAGCUUUGCUGCAUGGGCACAUAGUUGAACUACUUCGGCAACAGCAGUUCUUGGAGAUUUUCCUAGAAGGCACACGCUCUAGGAGUGGAAGGACCUCCUGUGCUCGGGCAGGACUUUUGUCAGUGGUGGUAGAUACUCUGUCUACCAAUACUAUCCCGGACAUCUUGAUAAUACCUGUUGGAAUCUCCUAUGAUCGGAUAAUCGAAGGUCACUACAAUGGUGAACAACUGGGCAAACCUAAGAAGAAUGAGAGCCUUUGGAGCGUAGCAAGAGGUGUUAUUAGAAUGUUACGAAAAAACUAUGGCUAUGUCAGAGUGGAUUUUGCACAACCAUUUUCCUUAAAGGAAUAUUUAGAAAGUCAAAGUCAGAAACCUGUGUCUGCUCCACUUACUCUGGAGCAAGCAUUGUUACCAGCUAUCCUUCCUUCAAGACCUAAUGAUGCCGCUGCUGAAGGUGCAGACAUGUCCAGCAACGAGGCCCGGGGCGCAGCAGAUGAAUUCUUCCGAAGAAGACUGAUUGCCAACCUGGCCGAGCACAUUCUGUUCACUGCUAGCAAGUCCUGUGCCAUUAUGUCCACCCAUAUCGUAGCCUGCCUGCUCCUCUACAGACACAGGCAGGGAAUCGAUCUCUCCACAUUGGUAGAAGACUUCUUCGUGAUGAAGGAGGAAGUUUUGGCUCGUGAUUUUGACCUGGGGUUCUCAGGAAAUUCAGAAGAUGUUGUCAUGCAUGCUAUACAGCUGCUGGGGAAUUGUGUCACAAUCACGCACACCAGCAGGAACGAUGAGUUUUUUAUUACUCCCAGCACAACUGUCCCAUCAGUCUUUGAACUCAACUUCUACAGCAACGGGGUACUUCACGUCUUCAUCAUGGAGGCCAUCAUAGCCUGCAGCCUGUACGCAGUUCUGAAUAAGAGGGGCUCGGGAGGGCCCGCCGGCGCCUCUGGCAGCAUGGUGAGCCAGGAGCAGCUGGUGCGGAAGGCUGCCAGCCUAUGCUAUCUGCUCUCCAACGAAGGCACUAUUUCUCUUCCCUGCCAGACUUUUUACCAAGUUUGCCAUGAAACAGUAGGAAGGUUUAUUCAGUACGGCAUCCUUACAGUGGCAGAGCAAGAUGAGCAGGAAGAUAUCAGUCCUGGUCUUGCAGAGCAGCAGUGGGACAAGAAGCUUCCGGAACCAUUGUCUUGGCGAAGUGACGAAGAAGAUGAAGACAGUGAUUUUGGUGAGGAGCAGCGAGAUUGCUACCUGAAGGUGAGCCAGUCCAAGGAGCACCAGCAGUUCAUCGCCUUCCUGCAGCGGCUCCUUGGGCCCUUGCUGGAGGCCUACAGCUCUGCUGCCAUCUUCGUUCACAACUUCAGCGGUCCCGUUCCUGAGCCCGAAUACCUGCAAAAGCUGCAUAAAUACCUACUAACCAGGACAGAAAGAAAUAUUGCAGUUUAUGCUGAGAGUGCCACGUAUUGCCUCGUGAAGAACGCUGUGAAAAUGUUUAAGGAUAUUGGGGUUUUCAAAGAGACCAAGCAAAAGAGAGUAUCUGUUCUAGAACUGAGCAGCACUUUCCUACCUCAGUGCAACCGGCAGAAACUGCUGGAGUAUAUCCUGAGCUUUGUGGUGCUCUAGGCAACCCGUGGUACCUCUGGCAAGCGAAAGGCCGGAGACGAGUCCCUGCAUGCUCAUCCUCUGGCCCCGCAGCCGCAGACGCCAUCGCAUGACCGGCCCGCGCUGUCCUGAGGUGACUUUCCGGAAGACAAGUGCCUUCUCCCUCUGUGGACUGUGCUCUGCUUGGCCUGAGGCACAGCGGCCCGCGGAUAACACUGGGGAGGCCUUCGGCCUCUGUCUGCAGCCCAUAAUCAGUAGGUUCCUAGAUGAAGUCUCAAUAAAUUAUUUUGACGUUUAUUAAAGAUUUACAUUUUAAGUACAACUUCUAAGGACUAAUUGGUGUGAGGGCCACAGAAGUGUUGUAUGCUGGAAGUGAGUCUUGCAUAGGAUUCCGAGUGCUGGUGGGUCGUUCAUAGGUAUAUUUUCUGAUUCAUGGUUAAUACUUCCUUUAAAAAUAAUUGAAUCAUCCAUUCACUCUUUGCAGUUUUAUCUUUGUCGGUAAUAGCUAGACUCAGAGUGGGAGCCCUCUUCAUCCCAAAGUGCUUUGCAGGGAAUGGGCUGGGGGACAUCGUGCCCAGGUAUUGCUGUGCCGUGCUUUGCACUCAGAUUUAGAAAGCAUUUUAAGAGCUACAUGAAAACAGACAAUAUUAGUUUAGGUCAGGAAUUGAGAUGUUGCUAUCAAAUAGCUGACAUUAGGAGAUAAAUUUGGCUGGCAAACUUUAAGGUAAAGUUGGCCGGAAGAUUGGCACAGAAAACGGUUACUCACUGAAAAAAGUGCCAUUGAGUUUUAAAUGACCAGCAAGUAUUUAAAAACGUUCCUGUUUUAUGUUAGUACCUUUUCUCACCCCUUGGGUGGUAGCGACGGCCUCUCCUAGGUACAGGUGUUUCUUAGAAACCCUCUAACCAAACAGCCACAGCACUAGUUUGAUUAGCUCAGCCUGCUGGACCCUGAUCUCACCCGGUACCUGGAUGCAGACUGCUGACCCAGGGCUUUCAUGUACUGCUCACAGGUCGUACACUGCACCCCACUGGGUGACAGGUAUUCACUUGUGGAUUGAACAACUUGUUCUAUAUGUACAGCGAACUACUGAUCGGUGAAUGGUUGGAGGCAUUUGUGGAUUUUUAGCUUUGAGAGAAAAAACCAUGUUUCUUAAGAAAUUUAUACUGGUAACAUGCCUAAGGCCCAAUGCCAUGUAGAGGCAAAUAAUUAUUAAAAAUUGCCUGCUUUUAAAAAGUAGGAGUCUUUUUGUGAGGAGGGAGCAUAAUUGUUAAUUGUGGUAAUUAUGGUGAUAGUGAUCGUGCAAUGUUAAAAUUUUUUCUAAUAGUUCACUAUCCCUUAUCUCCACAUAGUCAUGGAACUAGGAAUUUUUUCUGAUGACUGUCGCAUAAAUUCUGUGGAUUUAGUAUAAAAGUAUUGAGAAUUAAGUCUGUACUUUCCUAAGUUCGGAUUUGAAACACUAAUAGUACCUUGUGAAUCGUGUAUGUGUUGGGAGAGAGAGGGCCACUGAUUGGUACUUCACACUGUAUGAAACAAUCUUGUUUGAAACUCACAGCGAUAUUGCUGUGCCGUUGUGAUCCCUUUCUGCUCUUCUCAGAUUCUGUGUGUGAAAUUUAUUUUUUCUGAGGAACUCAUGUACUGUUGUCACUGUAAGUUGUAGCAAUUACGAUAUCGAGUGAGCUACUCACCUUUGAAAUUUUCAUUUUCUAAACUAGGGUGGAAAGAGGAGCACCUCCUUUGUCUGUUCUUGGGGUUACCCAGGAAGUCUUGUUUAUUCCCUUGGGUGUUUAACUGGAGAAUCUAACGUUUCACUAGUCUUCUCGUCGGCCUGUCUGUUUACCUGCCUGCCUGCCUGUCCGCCCUCUUCCAAUCUUUCUUUCCUCUCUCCUUCCCUCCUCCCUUUCUUCUUUUCUUUGUCCUCUAAAUUUUAAACCCAGGAUCACUCAGACCCUCGUCUGGAAAGUUAAGGCUGGGACUGACUUCCCAGUGGAUAUCUGCUCUGCCUGUCUCCUCUGCAAAGAGCUGCUGUUUUGCCAGCCUGUAAAGAGAAGCCAUGGCUUCUCCUGUGUUAUUCUCCCUUUUGGUUGUUUUCAAAAAAUUCAAUCACAUGCUUCGGGGAAUGCAGUUUGCUAGUUGUCUCGCCACUCAACUCACUGUGAGGAUAAAUACGCAUGCUUUUUGGUAAUUAACUGGUGCUUCAAAACCUUUUUCAAGGAAGAAAAAUCUCAACCAAAGUUACGUUCAUCCCGACAAGCUGACCUUUGAGUUAAUUUUAGCACAACUCAUUCUUCAGUGCCUCAUUACUGAAAAAAAAAAGUCAUCACAAUAAAGCUUCCAGAUAGUACUGUUUUGCUAAUAGAUUAAAUUCUCAUUGUUUUAUAACAGUGGAUGGCUUUCAUGUUAAUCAAACUAGGUGCUUGUAAAUAAUGUAUUACAGUUUACUCUAUUGCAUUUCUGUAAAACCGAAAUGCAUGCCCUUCAGGGGACAACUGUGAGUCAAGUUUAAAAAAAAAAAAAUCCAAUAAUAAGCAAUAUGAAACUGCACUGUUUUUAAAAAUGGGAAUGUCUUAAGUAAUUCAGAAGAAAGGAAGGACUUUUGCUCUUUUAAAAAUCUAAGAGAAACAAGGGCAAACACAGAGCGAAGUGUGUAGAAUGAAGAACCGAAAAAACACCACAUCUUCCUUCUCAGCUGUUAAGUCUCACAAAGUCCUGAGGUUGAGUGGAGAAAAUACAUCCAGGGUGGCCACAGAUGGAAGCUCAGAUUGCAGUGUUUCCUGCGGUCCAGAGGAGGAAGCAUUUCCCACAGCGCUCCAGGUAACGCGGGUGCUCUGUGACAUGAGCUUUGUACCAAGUGCUGCCGGGAACUGAGCUUGCACUCGGCAACUUACAGUUCACUCUAGCAUGGUAUGGGCUCAGCCUGGGCAGUGAGAAGCUUGUUUAGCCCAGCAUUUCCCAAACUAUCUUGACCUCAGGACAUUCUUCCCUGUUGGGACAUUUCUGUACCUCUCACUAGUAGCCUAUGGAAAGCAUUUUGGGAAACUACCGUAGGAAGUUCUUUCAGGAGACCAGACAGUAGUGAGCAGAUGGCACCGAAGCAGAAUUUGCUUGCACUUUGUACCAUGAAAUGUUGCAUUGAACGGAUGUAUUUUUCCUCCUCUGGAAAGAAUAAGCACAGAAAAUCGUAAUAUAGGUGGUCCUAGCACUUUCCUUUGAUGGAAAGAUCAGCCGUCAAUAACCCUGGCUUUUAAACUGAACAUAGCAGAAUUAAUAUAAAGAUUAAUUGGGGUAAAUAAUGUUGUAAUUCAGAUCCAGAAGAAAACGUUGCAUAAUAGAAUGGAGAUUUUUUUAUCUAUAGAUAGUUCUAGUGUUUAGAAAUGAUAGGACCUAUCAUUGAUGUUUAUAAGACUAUGGUACAUAAAUCAGUUUUUUUAAAAUACCCUUUUUAGGAACCUGAGAGUUGCCACCUGGCAUUUUAGUUUAAUACAAACUAAUGAUUGCUUUGAAAGAAACUCUUGACCUUAUUUCUAGUUAAAGGGCUAAAUGUCUUGAUGGAAGGUAUUAACGCUUUUGUUGUACAAAGAAAUGUUAGUGUUGUAAAAAGAAUGACUACAGAGUAUUGUAAAAUAAUGCUGUGUGAUUUUGUGAGUGAAACUUACUUGGAAAUGAUUGAUUUUUAUGCCUGAUAAUGUAUUGUGAGAAGCACAGAAAUGUAGUUUUGUUUUAAUAAACCAAAAAAGGAACCUA
This is a messenger RNA of Chinchilla lanigera (long-tailed chinchilla), 6566 nucleotides long. RefSeq names its product glycerol-3-phosphate acyltransferase, mitochondrial (gene Gpam). Gene Ontology annotation, cellular component: mitochondrial membrane; plasma membrane. Bases 359 to 2845 code for a protein of 828 amino acids. Gene Ontology annotation, molecular function: glycerol-3-phosphate O-acyltransferase activity. Gene Ontology annotation, biological process: phospholipid biosynthetic process. The transcript is spliced from 22 exons. The record is from RefSeq and is a predicted model, not a curated record. NCBI's taxonomy places the organism in Eukaryota, Metazoa, Chordata, Mammalia, Rodentia, Chinchillidae.